Messenger RNA from Camarhynchus parvulus, 394 nucleotides. It is a transcript of the gene NDUFA3, whose product is annotated as NADH:ubiquinone oxidoreductase subunit A3. The record is from RefSeq and is a predicted model, not a curated record. The transcript has 3 exons. Bases 128 to 358 code for a protein of 76 amino acids. Gene Ontology annotation, cellular component: mitochondrial inner membrane. NCBI's taxonomy places the organism in Eukaryota, Metazoa, Chordata, Aves, Passeriformes, Thraupidae.
GAGGCCCCGCCCACCGCGGCGCGGUGACGUCACCGAUAACGCGCGCUCCUCCCCCUUUUCCCCGGGGCGUGACGUCAUCGCGGCAGCGCCGCGCGCCGGACGCCCUUGGCCGAGGGUGGGGGAGGGGAUGGCGGGACGCAUGGCCUCCGCUCUGCGCUCGCUGUGGGCCAAGGAGCCGGUGAUCGCCGUCAGCUUCGGCAUCGCCGCCGUGGCGCUGCUGUCGCCGCUGCUGAGCCCCCGCACCAAAUACUCGGGGAUGAUCAACCAGGCCACGCCCUACACCUACCCGGGUAUGGAGCCCUGCAUGGGCCUGGAAACGCCCCCAAAUAGCCCUAAAAACACCCUAAAAUUAACCUAAAAAUGCCCCAAAAUAUCCCUAAAAACGUCCUGAAAC